AUGUCCUUUACAGAGGGUAACUCUCAUUUUGAUCAAUUUCUCCAAAGUCAAGAGUCAUCCGUGGUGAACAAGUUCCAGCAGAAAUACUGGAAAACCAAACAAACGCUCAUCAAAGUCACUGGAAAGAAGGAGGAUGAACAUGUCGUUGCUUCGGAUGCAGAUCUGGAUGCUAAACUCGAGGUGUUUCAUUCAGUACAGAGAACAUGCAUGGAGCUCCUUAAGGUGAUCGAACAGUAUCAACGGAGGAUCAGCCUUUUGUCCCAGGAGGAGAAUGAACUGGGUCGGUUUCUGCGUUCACAAGGCUCUCAGGACAAAAGUCGUGCUGGAAAGAUCAUGCAAGCUACCGGAAAAGCACUCUGCUUCUCUUCCCAACAAAGGUUGGCAUUGCGAGGGCCACUGGGUCGCCUUUACCAGGAGGUGGAGACCUUUCGUUACCGAGCCAUUUCAGACACAUGGCUGACGGUGAACCGGAUGGAGCAGUCGCGCACUGAGUACAGAGGAGCACUGCUCUGGAUGAAGGACGUUUCUCAGGAGCUCGACCCGGACACACACAAGCAGAUGGAGAAGUUUCGGAAGGUUCAAACUCAGGUUCGUCAUACCAAGACAAGUUUUGACAAACUGAAGAACGACGUGUGUCAGAAGGUUGAUCUGCUGGGAGCCAGUCGCUGUAAUCUGCUGUCACACGUCCUGACAACCUAUCAGACCACACUGCUGCAUUUCUGGGAGAAAACCUCUCACACGAUGGCUGCUAUUCAUGAGAGUUUCAAAGGCUGUCAGACACACGAGACUUCAGCGAUACAGGGUUCGGAUCAAGUGGCAAAGAAAAAAAUGAAGAAGAAAAGCAAAGCACAAGCAGACGACGAGGAGAUGGGUCACACUACAGAGGAAACGCUUAUUUCUCUUGAACAAGAAACUCAGAGCAGCAACACCACGCUAACAGGAGCUGACGAGGGUUUGUCUGACGGUUUGAGUUUGCUGGAUGACAUUCUGGGCAGCAGCUCAUUAGAGGACGGGGGUUUCUCUCAGAAAUGGCAUGAGGUGUUUGGAGAAGAUGAAGAUCUGUCCUGCAGUAACCAAGCAGAGACGCAGACCACCGAUGAAGAGGCUGAUUUCUUUCUGCCUUCUAAACUACUGGACCAGAACAUGAACAACCUGCAGUCCACAGUCUCAGGUUCUUUAUCAGCCAUUCUUCAGAAUAAUCCUGGAAGCUCAUCUGUAGCCGGUCAAAACUCUUCCAAACCUGCAGUGAACGAAUCCUCCAAAGAUCUGUCAGCGUGGUUCAGUCUGUUUGCUGAUCUGGAUCCGCUGGCCAAUCCGGAUGCGAUCGGCCGGAGUGGAGCCGACCACGACCUGCUGACUGCUUGAAAACACACGCACACACUUCAUGAAGAAACACCUGCUGCCAAAGGAAAACAACCUUCAUCAUCAUCAUUAUCGUCAUUUCCCUCUGCUGCUUUAUCAAGCAUCUGAUUUACUGUAUUACAGAGAUGUAAACAUCCUGACAUCACCUUAGCUAAAGAUCCUGAUAUCGCAUGAUUUCAGACAUUUUAUCAUUAUUUAUUUUAGAUGUUCAGCCGUGAUCUGUUUGUUUUGAAAGUGCUCAAACUGGAUUUAAUGCAUGAAUCUUUUUAUUAGUAUUUAUUUGAAAAUGAUCAAUCCUGAUCUGUGAUGAGUCCAAGCAUUUUUUUAAAAGGUGUUUCCUUAAACUACAUUCAUUAUUUAUUUGUUAUUAUUUAUUUAAAGCGUUCAAAAGUCCGUCAUUAGUUCUGAAAGUGAAGCAUGUUUACAAACGAUUUGUUUUUCCCUUUUUCAACUGUAGCGAAAGGAACUAAUACUAAUGCUGCAUUUCUGAAGCCUUAAUACGUGAGUCUUUGAAUUGAUUAGUUUGAAUGAACAUAAGCUGAUAUGAAACCAGCUAUUAAUGUAUAAAUAUGUAAUGUUACUCUAUUCAUUUUCUGCACUCUUGCUUCUGGAAGUUUUUCUUUUUCAAAACCAAAUAAUAAUUAAAAAAUCACCACAAAACUCUUGCUAGAUCUGUUUAAAAAUGUUCAUUGUUUUAAAUAUGUGUUGUUUUACCUCCAGAAUCUGGAUAUUGUACUAUUAUGUCAGCAAUGCCGUCAAAAAAGGGCCUUUGAUUAAUGAAACCGUUGAUUAUAUUUAAUUUAUUAGUGCUGUAUAUGUUUGUGUGCCUGAGCAUUAUAUGAAAUGACCUGGAUAUUUUCUUUCUUAACCCUAAGUCACACAUAUUAUAACCUGCAAACAUGCGAGUGCAAUAAAAUGUAAUUGACUUUUCUUUGUUAACGUUAAUUCACACACUAAAUAAAUCAGCCUUACUGAAGUCAGAGCUUAUUCCAGAUGCAAACAGAAUACUACAUCAAAUAUAGCCAUGUCAUGUUGACAAACAUUUGUUGUUUUGUUUACAAAUUUCUCCAUUGAUAAUAUGGCUGUAACCCUAAACUGCAUGUAAUGAAAUUAAUAA
This is a messenger RNA of Danio aesculapii, 2479 nucleotides long. It is a transcript of the gene ica1, whose product is annotated as islet cell autoantigen 1. The record is from RefSeq and is a predicted model, not a curated record. Gene Ontology annotation, cellular component: Golgi apparatus. Bases 1 to 1365 code for a protein of 454 amino acids. Gene Ontology annotation, molecular function: protein domain specific binding. Gene Ontology annotation, biological process: regulation of transport. Lineage: Eukaryota; Metazoa; Chordata; Actinopteri; Cypriniformes; Danionidae. The transcript is spliced from 11 exons.